Clavispora lusitaniae ATCC 42720 is the source of this 918-nucleotide messenger RNA. It is a transcript of the gene SER2, whose product is annotated as phosphoserine phosphatase. Lineage: Eukaryota; Fungi; Ascomycota; Pichiomycetes; Serinales; Metschnikowiaceae. Gene Ontology annotation, biological process: L-serine biosynthetic process; dephosphorylation. Gene Ontology annotation, molecular function: L-phosphoserine phosphatase activity; magnesium ion binding. The record is from RefSeq and is a predicted model, not a curated record. Gene Ontology annotation, cellular component: cytoplasm.
AUGGCACUGUACUCCAUCACUUUCAUUGCUCAUGGCGAUUCUUUGACCGCUACUGAAAAAAAGGACAUUGAGAAUUUCAUAUCUUCCGAUUUGCAUUUGGACAUCCAAUCAAAGACAGAACUAUCUCCCAAUAGAGUAUACGACUUUCACGUCGAUACGAAUGAACCAGACUCGGUAGCAGCUUUGGUCAAAAAUGCAACACAACGGGGCUUACCAUACGACAUUAUCUUUCAGGAUGCCAAAACGAGACGUGACAAGAAAUUGUUUGUGUUUGACAUGGACUCAACGUUAAUUUACCAAGAGGUUAUCGAGUUGAUUGCAGCGUAUGCUGAUAUCGAAGAUAAAGUGGCAGAAAUCACCGAAAGAGCCAUGAAUGGUGAACUAGACUUCAAUGAAUCCUUGAAAGCGAGAGUUCUUCUAUUGAAAGGAAUCGAUGCCACCACUCUAUGGGAUGAAUUGAAGGUCAAAAUUACCCUCACUAAGGGAGCUAAAGAACUCUGUAAAGCAUUAAAAUCUUUGGGAGUUAUUAUGGCUGUCUGUUCCGGUGGCUUUAUCCCAUUAGCAUCACACGUGAAAGAAGUGCUCGGAUUAGAUUAUGCGUAUGCAAACACUUUAGGUUUGGAUAACGAAAACAAACUAGACGGAACCACAAGAGGAUAUGUUGUCAACGGAGACAAGAAAGCUGAGCUCUUGCUUGAAAUUGCCAAAACUCACAACAUUGAUGUCUCAUCCGCGGUCGCAGUUGGGGAUGGUGCCAAUGAUUUGAAAAUGAUGAGCGUGGCAGGUUGGGGUGUGGCUUGGAAUGCGAAGCCAAAGGUCCAAAAAGAAGCCCCAUGCUGCUUAAACACAACGUCCUUGAAAGACAUUUUGUAUAUAAUGGGUUUCAGUGAUGACGAGAUUGUGGCCCUUGUGCAAUAG